CAACGAAGAAGAAGGGGGCGUCAGAAGCUGACGGACGCGCACCACGUACGGGGUGGAACCGCGAAGCAGGCAGCAAUUCCUAGCAUAGCGGAGCUUUGGCUAGCUAUGUGAGCGCAUCAGAAUAACACUGAGCCUUAUAGAUUCGCUGGUUAUCUGUUUUGUUAGCUACAUAACUACAGAUGGUUAUGAUACCGUGGAUGAGAUAAGUUCGUCAACCAGUUUUCAGUACAAAGAACCGUCAUGGAUGCAGUGAACGCGUUCAACAUGGAGUUGUUCUCCAUGAUUGACAUGAAGCCUCCAAUAUCCCGUGCUAAGAUGAUGUCUGUUACAAAAUCAGCCAUCAAAGCUAUCAAGCUUUACAAACAUGUUGUCCAGAUUGUUGAAAAGUUCAUCAAGAAGUGCAAGCCAGAAUUAAAAGUCCCCGGUUUGUAUGUGGUUGACUCGAUUGUUCGACAGUCACGGCAUCAGUUUGGUGUUGACAAGGAUGUAUUUGGGCCCAGGUUCUUGAAGAACUUCACAGAUACCUUUCAAAACCUUUACCGUUGCCCAGAGGAUGAUAAGAGCAAAAUUAUCCGGGUGUUGAACCUGUGGCAAAAGAAUGGUGUGUUUGACAUGGACAUCAUUCAGCCUCUGAUGGAUAUGGCAAAUGGAGCCAUUGUUCCUGCCUUUGGACUGGAAGUUCCCCCUGACCCCCAACCAGAGCCACAGACUCCUGUCAGUAGUGCCCCAGUAAUGCCCUCUGUGCCCCAGCUACCCACUCCUGAUGCCUUAGCUGCUGUGGCACAGCUGUUUCAGUCCCCACAUGGUCAGGAGCUGCAGAGGAUGCUCCAGAACUUCCAGCAGGCAGAUAAGACUCUGACAGCCACCAUCACAAACAAUGUACCAAACCCACCUGAGAUGCCUGUGGCACAGCCCAACCCAUACAGUGCACACACAGAAAAGAAAAGCUCCUUAGCUGAGAAACUCCUUGACAGAUUCGAUUAUGAUGAUGAACCUGAUGAUAUAAUGGCUAAAGAAGGCAGUGCCCAGUCACAGGGCAUUCCUGAAAAUGUGUUUAACCCGUUUCCUGGUCAGAUGCCCAAUGCGGAGAAUGUUCAUACACAUAUGAUGGGACAGACCGGUGGUGUAGAGCAUGGUGGAGGAAUGAGUCACAUUGAACAUCAUAGGUUGCCAGAUGGAUACCCUUCCAUAAAUGAGGCUUAUUCACAAUCACGGGGAGACUCGAGAGAAGACUCAACUAUGAGGCGAGAGGGCAGACACAGAGGAUAUGGCAGGAGGUCAAGAUCCAGAUCUGGUUCAAGAUCUCCCAGGAGAAGAAGAUCAAGAUCUUCAUCCCGCUCAAAAAGGUCUAGGCAUCGGCGAUCUCGGUCCAGAGAAUGGCGGUGGAGAUCGCGCUCACAUUCACAGGACAGGAGUGAAAGGGAAAAGGACAGAGAACGCAGACAGAAAGGUCUUCCCAGUUUAAAGAGCCAGACUCUCAGUGUUUGCAGUACGACACUUUGGGUUGGACAACUAGACAAGAAAACUCAGCAAUCUGACGUGAUGUCCCUUUUGGAAGAGUUCGGCCAAAUAGAUUCUAUUAAUAUGAUUCCUCCAAGGGGUUGUGCAUAUAUUGUUAUGGUUCACCGACAAGAUGCCAAUACAGCCUUGAACAAACUUAGUAGGGGGUCAUACAAAGUCAAUCAGAAACCUGUUAAGAUUGCUUGGGCUUUGAACAAGGGCAUAAAGUCCACGCACAAAAAGUUCUGGGAUGUGGAGCGGGGAGUUACCUACAUUCCAUGGAGCAAAGUCAAAGUUGAGGAGUUGGAGGGUUAUCGGGAAGGUGGUAUGCUGGAUGCAGAGACACUAAAUCCAGAGUGGAAUCAUGCCAUGGACCUCAAUAAGCUGCCAGCUGUAAAUGGAGCUCAUGAAAAUGUACCAGCAGAUGGAGCCAUCGCUGCUCACAUUCAGGUGCCAUCAGUUGAACAGGCAGUACCCAUCGGAAGUCCACUUGCUUUUCCCGGCCCCAUCAUGCUGUCCCCUACAUCCAUGCCUCCAGGAGGAGCUCCUUUCAUCCCCCCGGAGUUUGACCAUACAAAGCUGGCACCAGGAAGCUUACAACCUCUAGAAGACACUAAAGAUUCUGCAGCAGACAAUGGCACACCCUCUGAUGCAUGUACUGACAACCAGCUGGGGUCUCCUACAGCACCAGGGAUGCUGCCAGGCCCAGGAGUCAUGCAGGGCCCCAGACCGGGCAUGCCUCCUCUGCAGCAUCCUCCUGGUAUGCCAAAUCCUCAUCUACCUCCAUUCCUCCCACCUCCAAACAUGCCACACAUGCCCCCACAGAUGAUGCCUGGAGGACCCAUGUUUCCACCAGAUAGGUUCAGAAUGCCACUGCCUUUUCCUCCUCGUGGCCCUCCUUUCCAUCGACCUCCUAUGAGACCAGAGGGCAUGGAUGACAGAGAUGGGAGGCAUUUCCGAAACGGGAGGCCAGGAUUUGUGUGCCCACCCUUCCCCAGAGGCAGGUGGUAGAUGUUGGCUGAUUGUGGAACCUGAGGGGAGAUGAAGCAGAACCUCUGUGACACACUAAUAAAUAUCAGGACAUCUGGUUCACGAAGGACUUCUAUGAAUAAUUCGGGAUGCAGAAACAUGUGCUAAGACUUUAUUUUAUACCACCAGGACUAUUUCCUAGUGACAAAUGAGCAGGACACUUUAUUCAGAAUGUGAUCAGUGCUCCUUCAAGUUCACCAGGGAAGAAGCUCCUGGCUGUAAAUACUUUACAUGCUUGUAGCUGUUGGCUAUCUUUUUGUAUAUUUGAAGUUGUGUAGUUUAUGCUGAUGUCUGUAAUCCUAGUAGUUGAAGGUAAAAACAAAGGCAAAGUCUGUAUUUUUGAGCUUAGUUUUUUGUGGAUGGAAGAAGACUGUAAAAAUGUACGAUUCAUACCUUUUGGGCAUCUUGUUUUUAGUAUAAUGCCUUUGUACCACACAGAUGUUUAAUUCUUCACCAGUGAGGUUGGAUUUGAUUUGAAGAAGAAGUGGAUUUCAUGUCCUGCCAGUAGAGGGUAGUCUCUGUUACCAUGGCCAACCUCUGUUGUACAUUAAGGUCAUACCUUGUAGGAUCAUGUGCAGUGAAUAUUAAAAAGAGGUACUACCAUUUGA
Messenger RNA from Acanthopagrus latus (yellowfin seabream), 3137 nucleotides. Its product is annotated as SR-related and CTD-associated factor 4-like. The transcript is spliced from 18 exons. Gene Ontology annotation, biological process: negative regulation of termination of RNA polymerase II transcription, poly(A)-coupled. The record is from RefSeq and is a predicted model, not a curated record. Gene Ontology annotation, molecular function: RNA binding; RNA polymerase II C-terminal domain phosphoserine binding. The coding region runs from base 241 to 2511 and encodes 756 amino acids. NCBI's taxonomy places the organism in Eukaryota, Metazoa, Chordata, Actinopteri, Spariformes, Sparidae. Gene Ontology annotation, cellular component: nucleus.